Messenger RNA from Microcebus murinus (gray mouse lemur), 1787 nucleotides. RefSeq names its product tripartite motif-containing protein 75. Lineage: Eukaryota; Metazoa; Chordata; Mammalia; Primates; Cheirogaleidae. Gene Ontology annotation, molecular function: zinc ion binding; protein binding. The record is from RefSeq and is a predicted model, not a curated record.
UCAAAGGGCCAGCGGACCCAGGGCUUCAAGAGCCGCCGCCGCGGGAAGACACCCGUGGGACCGCAGUGAGAUCGCCACUGUCCCCAAGAGGGUCGGUGAGACCCGAGGGCGUUCCGCCUCUCGACCGAGCGCCGGCGCCUGAGGAAAGCCGCCCGCCCGGCCUCCUUCCUUUCCGCGCGGCCCGAUGGCGGCGGCGGCCGUGGCGGGGCUCCAGGCGGAGGCCAAGUGCCCCAUCUGCCUGGACUACCUGAGGGACCCGGUCACCAUCGGCUGCGGGCACAACUUCUGCCGCGCCUGCGUGCAGCAGUCCUAUGCGGACUCGCAGGACGACUUCCCGUGUCCCAUCUGCCGCUUCCGGUGCGAGAUGGGGCACUUCCGGAGCAACGAGCAGCUGGGCCGCAUCGCAGACAUCGCGCGGCGGCUGCAGCUCCCCAGGAGCAGGAAGAGGCAGGACGCGUCGCUGUGCGAGAAGCACGGCCGGGCCCCGUGCUUCUUCUGCGAGGAGGACCUGGAGCUGCUGUGCAACCUGUGCGCGCAGGGCCCCGACCACCGGGGCCACCUGGCCCGGCCCGUCGCGGAUGCCGCCGCCCACCACAGGAGGCAGCUCCAAGGCUACUUGGCCUCCCUGAGGAAGGGGGAGGAAGACCUUCAGAGAUUGAUGAGCAUUCAAAACAAAAAGCCCUUAGAGCUGCGUGAGAAGGUGGAAAACCAGAGGCAGGCAUUAUCCUCCGAAUUUGAGCGCCUGAACCAGUUCUUAGACCGCGAGCAACAGGCGAUGCUCUCCAGGUUAGACGAAGAGGAGAAGGACAUCGAGCAGAAACUCAGGGAGAACGUAGACGCGUUUUCCAACUACGUCUCCACACUCAAAAGUCAGUUAAGUAGGGUCGUAGAGCUCAGUGAGCUGUCUGAAGUGCAAAUGCUAUCACAGAUUAAAGGUUUCUACAGGUCUGAAAAUGAGGCUAGCCCGUCCAUCUUCUCCAUUCGUUUAAGGAAAGAAGGCUGCAGUUUUCCUCCCCAGUAUUCGGCCCUUCAGAGAAUUAUAGACAGAUUUAAAGCAGAUGUGAUGCUAGACCCUGAAACGGCACACCCUAACCUGAUUGUCUCUAAGGAUAAAAAAUGUGUGAGAUUUACAAAGAGAAAACAAAAGGUUCGUGCUUUGCCAAGAAGAUUUACAGCCAGACCAGUUGUCCUGGGUUUUCCAUGUUUUCCCUCUGGCAGGCAUUUCUGGGAGGUGGAAGUGGGAGACAAGUCGGAAUGGGCUAUUGGUGUUUGCAGGGACUCUCUUCCCACAAAGGCCAGGAGACCAGCGUUGCCCCGGCAGGGGUGCUGGGCGCUUCAGCUGCAGGACAGUGGUUACGAAGCUCCCGGAGCGGCCCCAGCCCCUGCACUGCUGGACGUGAAGGACAGAGUCAUUGGCAUUUUCCUGGACUACGAGCAGGGUGAGAUCUCAUUCUUUGACAUGGCUGAGAAAUCUCACAUCUGUACUUUCAGUGACACCUUCAUUGGACCUCUUCGGCCCUAUUUCCUGGUAGGACCCGAUUCAAAACCUCUCAGGGUUUGUACAGGAGCAGAUUGUGAAUGAAAACCCCCCUGAUGCUGAACCAUUUUACUAUAGUUGUUUAUAAUGGAAGGUGCCUAGGCUAGUGUCUUAAUACAUCUAUAAAUCUAAUCCCUCCAAUAUUUUCUUUCACCGUUUCAACACUUCCAAGCAGAAAUUUUGUUUGUUUCGUUUUGUUUUUGAGACUGAGUCUCGCUCUGUCACCCCAGCUAGAGUGCAGUGGUGUCAU